Messenger RNA from Argentina anserina (silverweed cinquefoil), 480 nucleotides. Its product is annotated as probable WRKY transcription factor 75. The record is from RefSeq and is a predicted model, not a curated record. Gene Ontology annotation, biological process: regulation of DNA-templated transcription. Gene Ontology annotation, molecular function: sequence-specific DNA binding; DNA-binding transcription factor activity. The transcript is spliced from 2 exons. Bases 1 to 480 code for a protein of 159 amino acids. NCBI's taxonomy places the organism in Eukaryota, Viridiplantae, Streptophyta, Magnoliopsida, Rosales, Rosaceae.
AUGGAGCACAACGAAAUACGUUUCUUUGGUUUAACACCAUCAUCAGCAUCUCCUAUUUUCUCAUCGAGCACUGUUCCAAGCAUUCCUCAACUGUUUCCUCAUGUUCUUAGUGGCAAUGCAGUUUCGACGGACAAAUGCGGAACCGCUUGUAGUUCAUUAGACAAAUUGAAACCAAGAAGGAAAGACUGCGGUGACAAGGAGACCAAGAAGCACAGAAUUGCAUUUCAAACACGGAGCCAAGUUGAUGUACUCGAUGACGGAUAUCGGUGGCGAAAAUACGGGCAGAAAACUGUUAAGAAUAGUGACUUUCCCAGAAGUUACUACAAGUGUACACAUCAAGGGUGCAACGUAAAAAAGCAAAUCCAACGCCUUUCUAAAGACGAGGAAAUGGUGGUCACUACAUAUGAAGGAAUACAUGUCCAUCCCAUUGAGAAUUCUGAUGAUACAUUUGAGCAGAUCUUAAGCCAUAUAAGGGCAUAA